Messenger RNA from Elgaria multicarinata webbii, 2273 nucleotides. RefSeq names its product UDP-glucuronosyltransferase 2C1-like. The record is from RefSeq and is a predicted model, not a curated record. Lineage: Eukaryota; Metazoa; Chordata; Lepidosauria; Squamata; Anguidae. The coding region runs from base 169 to 1758 and encodes 529 amino acids. Gene Ontology annotation, molecular function: glucuronosyltransferase activity. The transcript has 6 exons.
GUUAUCCACGACGGGAUUUUGCUUUAGCACUGGAACCUUCAUUUCCUUGAUAGUCUCCUUGUCAAGGAAUGUCAAAGGUUAAUGACACCGGAAGAGUCUGAAAUGCAAGAGUGCCCUCAAGAAGCUUUGUGGCAUCAUUAAUCAAGCGGAGAAAAAGGCUGGAAGGUCAUGUCUAUGAAAUGGGUACAGGUGCUUCCUAUGGUUGUAGUGUUCUUUUUGGGCUCUGCCUCCAGUGGGAAUGUCCUCGUCUGGCCAGCGGAUCACAGUCACUGGAUCAAUUUGAAAUUCAUCCUCCAUGAGGUCAUAGCCAGGGGUCAUCAGGUGACAGUGCUGCUGCCUUCCUCAUUCCAGAUAAUUGACCCCAGUGAAUCUUCUCCCUUCCAAGUAGAAAUGGUCUCUGUUUCAUUCUCAAAGGCAGACAUGGAAGCUUUGGAGCACAACUUUCUAUACUUGUGGGUUUAUGAGAAGCAUGAACUUUCUUCCUGGGAUUUUUUCAUCAAAUUGUUUGAUAUAACAACAGAGGUGUUGGCCAGGAACAAAAUUCUCUGCGACAUGGUUGUGUUGAACAAGACACUGCUGGAGAAGAUGUCCUCAGCUCGUUUUGAUGUCCUGAUUUCGGAUCCACUCAUGCCUUGUGGGGAACUGGUAGCAGAGAAGCUCCAUGUUCCAUUUAUAUAUUCUUUCCGUUUCUCUAUUGGGAACACAGUGGAACGUCUCUGUGGGGGUAUCCCAGCUCCUCCGUCCUAUGUGCCUGCCAGCAUGGGGGCUCUAACGGACAGGAUGUCCUUCAUGGAGAGGAUGGCAAACAUGCUCUUUUACCUCUCACAGGACAUUUUGUUCCAUCGGGUUUUCUUCAAUGACUGGAAUAAGUACUAUAGUGAUGUUCUAGGAAGACCCACAACACUGUGUGAAACAAUGGGUAAAGCGGAGAUGUGGUUGAUCCGAACCUACUGGGACUUUGAAUUUCCUCGGCCUUUCCUACCAAACUUUGAAUUUGUUGGGGGGCUGCACUGCCAACCAGCCAAGCCUUUGCCUGAGGAAAUGGAAGAAUUUGUCCAGAGUUCAGGUGAACAUGGUAUUGUGGUGUUUUCUCUUGGCUCAUUGGUUCAAAACUUAACAGAUGAAAGGAGCAACAUGGUUGCAUUAGCGCUCAGUCAGCUUCCACAGAAGGUUCUUUGGCGGUACAAAGGGAAAAGGCCAGAAACACUAGGAGCCAAUACCAGGCUUUAUGACUGGAUCCCACAAAAUGAUCUUCUUGGACACCCAAAGACCAAAGCCUUUAUAACACAUGGUGGAACAAAUGGGAUAUAUGAAGCGAUUUACCACGGGAUUCCCAUGGUUGGGAUCCCCAUGUUUGCUGACCAGCCUGAUAACAUUGCCCACAUGAAGGCAAAAGGAAUGGCGGUAGAGCUCAAUAUCCAAACCAUGAAAACAGAAGAUUUAGUGGAUGCUGUGAAUGCGGUCAUUCAAAAUUCCACGUAUAAAGAAAAUGCAGUCAGGAUAUCCCAGAUUCAUCACGACCAGCCAAUGAAGCCACUGGACCGGGCUGUCUUUUGGAUUGAGUUUGUCAUGCGGCACAAAGGUGCCAAGCACUUGAGGGCAGCUGUCCAUCACUUGACUUGGUACCAAUAUUACUGCCUGGAUGUUAUAGCCUUCUUGAUCGUUUGCACAGCCACUUUAAUGGCAAUUGUCAUUAAAUGCUGUUCAUUUUGCUGUCGGAAAUGUGGCCGCAUCAUACACAAAACAAAAAUAGAGUAGCCCCGUUGGGUUCCCUAAAACUUACAUAAGGCAAAGAGCACAGAGCAUUGUAACUUGAUUUGGUAAAUCAGACCAAAAAGUUAUUUGGUGUAGAGUUCAGUUUCCUUAGUCGCUGCGUCUUAAUUUUUUUUAAAAAAAGAAUAUAUGAGUGAUUUAGGUUUGAUUGACGUUUGGAGACCGUUGCAUCCUGAUGACAGAGAGUAUACUUUCAUUUCACCAGGACAUCAUAAUUGUUUUCGCUUAGAUUAUUUCUUGGUUUCUGCUCCUUUAUUGCAGUAUGUAAAGGUUUGCAGGAUUGAUACAUUGGUAAUUUCAGACCACGGCCCAGUAUGCCUGGAGCUCCAACUUUCAGAUUUGCCAAGACCUUCUGGACUUCAGCGUUUUAAUGUUUCUCUUUUAAAUGAUGAGAAGUUCAAAUCUCAGAUUAAUGCUCAAUUGCCUGAAUAUUUUGAUAUAAAUGAGGGUACUACGAGUUCUUGUGCUAUGGAAUGGGAGGCCAGCAAAGCCUUUAUCCA